Messenger RNA from Mesorhabditis spiculigera, 1185 nucleotides. The record is from the annotation of a GenBank genome assembly. Lineage: Eukaryota; Metazoa; Nematoda; Chromadorea; Rhabditida; Rhabditidae.
AUGCUGACAAACCUCUUCUUCCUCGGGCUCGUCGGGCAGGUCGCCGCCACGCCGGAAACAUUUGUUGCCCUGAAUAUGAGUGACCGGACAUAUUGUGCUGCAUUCACGACCCAGAUUGAGGGCCAGCUGAAACUCAACAACGACAACGAGACGUCUACCUACAACUGGAAGAUGGGCGGAAACGAUUCGCAUGCCCUCGACUUCUGCUCGGCAAAAAUUCACCCAAAUGGCAGCUACGAAUUGGAGCACUGGGCGCUGAUCGUUCAGCCCAGUUCAGGCAUUCCGCUCGUGAAUGCCCUCACUCUCAAACAGCCCCAAAACGUGUCGGGCGUGAUGUUGGGGGCUGGAGCGGAUGGAUAUUCGUGCGCGGAGGUUCGAUUGCCGCUUGAAAACGGAUCGGUGAUGGUGUUCAAGAAUAUGCAGAUGUUGACCAACCUCUUCUUUCUGGGUCUCGUCGGGCAAGCUGCUACGACGCCGGAGACGUUCGCUGCCCUGAAUAUGAGUGAUGGGACGUUUUGUGCUGUUUUUACGACUGAAAUUGAGGGCCAGCUCAAGCUCAACGCCGACAACGAGACGUCCAGUUACAGCUGGAAGAUGGGUGUGCGCGGGAAUGACUCGCAUGCACUCGGCCUGUGUUCGGUAAAGUCGGACAGCGGCCUGGAUGCUAAUGCUUUUUUGAUUCCGAUCGACCAGCCGGAAAUCACGCCGGAUAAUAGCUUGUUUGACGACGGUGAGCUUAACAAAACGGAGCCCUGGAUUGCAGUCAUCGGACAACACGCAAAUGGCAGCUACGAGUUGGAGCGUUGGGCUCUGGUCGUCCAGCCCAGGCCCGGAAUGCCGCUUGUCGAACCCGUCACUCUCAAGGCGCCCGAGAAUGCUUCGGGAAUCAUGUUGGCGAGUGGAACGGAUGGAUAUUCGUGCUCUGAGGUUAGGCUACCGCUAGAAGACGGUUCGGUGAUCGUCUUGAAGAAUGUCAAGGUUGCCGCCUUUCAGAGCUUCAAGGAGCCAAAGUUUCCGGAGGGACAGAAAUUCGUCGACUGCAAGCAUGAAGUCGUCACGUCAUCGUCCCUCCCUGUCCUCAUCGGGGUCUUCCUUGCCGUCGUCGUUGCCUGUGCUUUCGUCGGGGUAGGAGUCGUGCUUUACAAGCGACACCUUGAACGUACUGAAGUCGGGUACACUGAUUUC